This is a messenger RNA of Brassica oleracea var. oleracea, 1188 nucleotides long. RefSeq names its product uroporphyrinogen decarboxylase 2, chloroplastic-like. The record is from RefSeq and is a predicted model, not a curated record. The transcript has 3 exons. Gene Ontology annotation, biological process: porphyrin-containing compound biosynthetic process. Lineage: Eukaryota; Viridiplantae; Streptophyta; Magnoliopsida; Brassicales; Brassicaceae. Gene Ontology annotation, molecular function: uroporphyrinogen decarboxylase activity. The annotation marks the transcript as partial.
CAAUCCUUCAACUCUCAAGCUCUUCUCUUUCUUAUUCUUCUAGCAUUCUCUCCAUUUCUCCGAAAAAAUGUCUAUUAUCAAACUCUGUGUGAGAAGUAUCCUUCUUUCCGAGACAGAUCAGAGAACACUGAUAUCGUGGUGGAGAUCUCUCUGCAGCCCUGGAAGGUGUUCAAGCCAGACGGUGUGCUUCUGUUCUCAGACAUUCUCACUCCUCUCUCUGGAAUGAACAUACCUUUCGACAUUGUCAAAGGAAAAGGUCCCAUCAUCUUCAGCCCGCCGCAAUCAGCUGCUGAUGUUGAUCAAGUUAGAGAGUUCGUACCUGAGGAGUCUGUUCCUUACGUUGGAGAAGCACUCAAAAGAUUAAGAAACGAGGUGGGGAAUGAAGCUGCUGUUCUUGGUUUUGUUGGAGCUCCAUUUACUCUUUCCUCCUAUGUAAUCGAAGGUGGCUCAUCUAAGAACUUCACACAGAUCAAAAGAUUAGCUUUCUCUCAACCUAAGGUUCUACAUGCUUUACUCCAAAAGUUCACAACCUCGAUGAUCACAUACAUACGCUACCAAGCAGACAACAGAGCUCAAGCAGUUCAAAUCUUUGACUCCUGGGCUACGGAGCUAAGCCCUGUGGACUUUGAGGAGUUUAGCUUACCUUACCUUAAACACAUUGUGGAAGCUGUGAAGCAAACUCACCCACACCUACCUUUAAUACUCUACGCGAGUGGAUCAGGAGGGUUACUAGAGAGACUGGCUCGGACCAGUGUGGAUGUUGUGAGCUUGGACUGGACUGUGGACAUGGCUGAAGGAAGGGACAGGUUAGGGAGAGACAUAGCGGUUCAAGGAAACGUGGAUCCGGGAGUUUUGUUCGGUUCUAAAGAGUUUAUCACGAGCAGGAUUGAAGAUACUGUGAAGAAAGCUGGGAGAGAGAAACAUGUUCUGAAUCUAGGGCGUGGUAUUAAAGUUGGAACGCCUGAAGAGAACGUUGCACACUUCUUUGAGGUUGCUCACGGAAUUAGACAUUAAAAGAGAACAAGUACACAUUCCCUUACACUAUGUUUUGUUCUUAGAGAUGUGUAAUCUUUCGUGUUUUGGAAAUUAAAUGGAAGAGAAUAGCGAUUACACAUCUAUUAAAAUGAUGUUUUUGUACUUCACCUCCCUCCCAGACGCAAGUUAAUGUCAAUGAUCCUGUUCCUGACU